AACGACAUUUACGAUUUACUAAAAAUAAAAAAACGACAAAAAGUGAGGUGGCUUCAAAUCAAACAUCUCACCCAUGUCCAACUCUCUUCUUCUCCACUUUUGCUCUCUGACUCUGUCACCACAACUAUAUUCUUGUUUUGAUUCGAAUCCUCUUUCUGUUUCUACCCAAAAUUGAUCCCAAUCCCAAUUACUGCCACUCCCACCAACGUAUAAAGGAUUGUUAGAAGAUAAGGAUUAGAGUUUGUAAGAUGUGAUUAAGCUAAGUCAAGUGGGCACAUGAGAUCUGCUUCUGCUGUGGUCUUGCCCCAACAUACACAAUGGCUUCGCGAGCAAUCUUGCUAAGGAAGCGCUACUACCCUUUCAAUUCCUUGAAUCAGCUUACAUUCUUGAUUCGAGGUUCCUCUAGUGUUGAGCGCGAAGAAUUAUCCCAUUCUAAUGACUUUCGAUUGUUUUCGAGUCAAGUGUUGGUAACUACUGAUCAUAGAGAUGAUGAGGUUGAAACUUCAUUUCUUAAGAAUGUACCUUCUACUCUUAGAGAAGUUGGAUUUUUCAGGCAUAACUUCUUUUUGAGCAAUGGAAUUGGAAGGGAACACUUUGGUUCCUCAAUGGGAGUUAUGCAGACUUUGCAGUCUAUACGAUAUUAUUCCACAGGGAUGGCUGGUCAACCAGAAUUCGAGAAUGGUAGGCAUGGAAAUGAACAGCAGGUUUCUGGACAGAAAAAGGAAGCUUCACCGGAGGAGUGUGAUGAAGCUGUUGAAGGUUUGAGCACGGUGAAAGCCAAAGCCAAGGCUAAGCAGAUACAGGACUCUCCAAAGAGUGAUAAAACUGUUAUGAUGAGAAUGUGGACUGUGCUUUUGGGGAUUGGACCAGCUCUGAAAGCUGUGGCUUCCAUGAGCAGGGAGGAUUGGGCGAAGAAAUUAAUUCAUUGGAAGGAUGAAUUUAAGUCAACUAUGCAACACUAUUGGUUAGGUACAAAACUCCUCUGGGCUGAUGUUAGAAUUAGCUCAAGGCUGUUGUUGAAGCUUGCUAGUGGAAAGAGCCUUUCUCGAAGGGAGAGGCAACAACUCACACGUACCACUGCUGACAUUUUCAGACUAGUUCCUUUUGCUGUUUUCAUUAUAGUUCCAUUCAUGGAAUUCUUGCUGCCAGUAUUCCUUAAAUUGUUCCCUAACAUGUUACCAUCAACCUUCAAGGACAAGAUGAAAGAACAGGAGGAAUUGAAAAGAAAGCUAAAUGCAAGAAUAGAAUAUGCAAAGUUUCUUCAAGACACAGUAAAAGAAAUGGCAAAGGAAAUAAAAACCUCGCGAAGUGGAGAAGUUAAGCAGACAGCAGAAGAUCUUGAUGAAUUUAUGAACAAGGUUAGAACAGGCGAGCGUGUUGCUAAUGACGAGAUUUUAGGCUUUGCCAAGUUGUUCAAUGAUGAACUCACAUUAGACAACAUUAGCAGACCUCGUUUAGUAAAUAUGUGCAAAUAUAUGGGUAUUAGCCCCUUUGGAACCGAUGCAUACUUGCGUUAUAUGCUUCGAAAAAGACUACAGCAGAUCAAGGAAGAUGAUAAGAUGAUUCAAGCUGAGGGGGUCGAGUCCCUUUCAGAAAGAGAACUUAUUUUAGCCUGUAGAGAACGAGGCAUACUUGGAACACGUUCGGUAGAGGAAAUGAGAGAAGAGUUGCACGACUGGUUGGAUUUGUCUCUGAAUUACUCGGUACCAUCUUCCCUCUUGAUACUUUCAAGAGCUUUCUCGGUGCAUGGUAAAGUCAAGCCAGAGGAAGCUGUUCAAGCUACGCUCUCCUCUCUUCCUGAUGAGGUUGUGGAUACGGUUGGGGUGACUACUUUGCCUUCUGAAGACUCUGUUUCAGAAAGGAGAAGAAAGUUGGAGUACUUAGAAAUGCAGGAAGAAUUGAUCAAGGAGGAGGAAGAGAAAGAGGAAGAAGAACAAGCCAAACUAAAGGAAUCCGCUAGUAAACAAACAGAUGUGGCUCUAGAAGAGAUGACUAUUCCAACAGCUAGAGAAGCACAGGAACAAGCAAAAGCAAAAGCUUUAGAGAAACAAGGGCAACUUUGUGAGCUCAGUCGUGCAUUGGCUGUUUUGGCUUCGGCAUCUUCAGUCAGGCUGGAGCGCGAAAAGUUUUUGAAACUUGUGAAAAAGGAGGUUGAUCUUUAUAAUCAUAUGGUAGAGAAGGAAGGAACUGAUGGGGAAGAAGAAGCAAAGAAGGCAUACAAAGCAGCCAGGAAGGACAGUAAUCUUGCUGCCGAGACGGCUCUCGGUGACAAGGCUUCUUCAGCACUUAUAGACAGGGUUGAUGCUAUGCUUCAAAAGCUUGAAAAGGAAAUUGAUGAUGUUGAUGCGAAAAUCGGGGAUCGCUGGCAGUUGCUUGACAGAGAUUAUGAUGGAAAAGUAACUCCUGAGGAGGUUGCUUCUGCUGCUAUGUACCUUAAAGACACUUUGGGCAAAGAGGGCAUACAAGAACUUAUUAGCAACCUAUCCAAGGAUCAAGAGGGAAAAAUACUAGUCGAAGACAUUAUCAGAUUAGGCGGUUUAACGGAAGACACUGACACAAUUGAGGAAAAGAAAGCAUAGGAGAUGAGAUGAAAUCAAAUCUCAAUUGUGGCUCUGCUGCUGAUCAUGUCUUGCAUUUUACUAUAUGCUUAUAUGAUGAAGCAUUGAUUAGUUUCUUGAAGGAAGCAUUUUUCACAGACCAAUAAUGGGAAGGAGAUUCAUUGGUAAAACAUCUUGAUCUUGCGAACAUACCAUGUAAUCUAGAUGUAGUGUAAUGUCAAAUGUGUUAUCAUUCUAAUUUAAUAUUUGAAGUGAUACUUUACAAUGGAUUAUCAAGACAAACGAAACAAGAUUCACCAAAGAACUUGAGUGAGUAAUAAUGCACGAGUAUAGAAGAAUUAGAAAACGAUUAUUGUUAAUCAUGAUAAUAAAGAAUAGUUACUUAUUAUGAUCAAAUAUUAAUAGUACAUUUUGGUGGAUUGAAUAAAUAAUUUUUUGUUAA
This is a messenger RNA of Cannabis sativa, 3000 nucleotides long. RefSeq lists its product as uncharacterized. The transcript has 15 exons. Bases 318 to 2579 code for a protein of 753 amino acids. The record is from RefSeq and is a predicted model, not a curated record. Lineage: Eukaryota; Viridiplantae; Streptophyta; Magnoliopsida; Rosales; Cannabaceae. Gene Ontology annotation, molecular function: calcium ion binding; ribosome binding. Gene Ontology annotation, cellular component: mitochondrial inner membrane. Gene Ontology annotation, biological process: intracellular monoatomic cation homeostasis.